This is a messenger RNA of Soboliphyme baturini, 288 nucleotides long. The record is from the annotation of a GenBank genome assembly. Lineage: Eukaryota; Metazoa; Nematoda; Enoplea; Dioctophymatida; Soboliphymatidae.
AUGUUUUUGGCGGCAUCGAAACAUCUGCGUCGCAAAGAAGAAGGUCCGGAUGUGAGGGAAGCAGAACUCACCCAUGAUGUCAGCACUGCCGCCUUCGCGCACCAGCCGAAGUCGGGUGAUUCGUCGAAACAGUCGGAGGCGAACGGAACGGCAUCGACUGUCAACUUUAACUUCAGAGAUGCGAUGGAAAUGGACUCUACCACGUUGAAAAACAGCGAAUCAGGAAGUGGAAGCGGAACUUCGAAAGUGACCUCAGCAGACUGGACAUCAGGACUGUUCAGUAAGUGA